AAAUGGUGACGUCAACACAAUGCGACACCGAGCUUCGGAAACGCUCUGGAAACGGGGGGAAAACGGUGUUUGUUUCAUGAAAUUGGCCUGGUCCUUUAGAAGUGUGCCUCUGCGUGUUUGAUGUUUCCCCGUAGAUGUGCGUGCAAACGGACAUUUUAAUCCUCCCCUCGCGUUAGUUGUCACCGUCAAUCCGAGCAGCGACCAAAGAAGGAUAGCAGCUGAAAACCAGCCUGAAGAUAAUGAACGCCUGACAGACAACCGCGUUGCUAACGUUAGCUGGCGGUAGACGCCGGCUGUUUGUUUCGCCUGACAGUUUGUUGGAUAGAAAACAUGACGACUUUAACAAGGCAGGAUCUCAAUUUUGGACAAGUGGUUGCUGACAUCCUGUGCGAGUUCCUGGAAGUCGCUAUUCAUCUCAUCCUGUAUGUGCGUGAAGUUUAUCCCUCGGGAAUAUUUCAGAAGAGAAAGAAAUACAACGUGCCUGUGCAGAUGUCAUGUCAUCCAGAGCUAAAUCAAUACAUCCAAGAUACACUUCAUUGUGUGAAGCCCCUCAUUGAGAAGAAUGACGCAGAGAAGGUUGCAGUGGUCAUCAUGGACAAGGAGCAUCAUCCAGUAGAAAGAUUUGUAUUUGAGAUUUCCCAACCUCCACUGCUGUCCAUCAGCUCGGACACCUUACUGUCCCACGUGGAGCAGCUGCUGAGGGCGUUCAUCCUGAAGAUCAGCGUGUGUGACGCUGUUUUAAAUAAUAAUCCUCCAGGGUGUUCGUUUACAGUACUGGUUCAUACUAGAGAUGCUGCCACGCGCAACAUGGAGAAGGUCCAAGUGAUCAAGGAUUUCCCAUGGAUAGUUGCUGAUGAGCAGGAGGUGCACAUGCAGGAGCCUAGACUCAUCCCACUGAAGACCAUGACAUCUGACAUCGUGAAAAUGCAGCUCUACGUGGAAGAGAGAGCCCAGAAAACGUAGGCCUUUAAAAACUGCAACGUAUCAUCAGCAAAGUAUAUGACACAGUAUAUCAGAGCUACCUGAAACACUCUAAAGAAACAAAAGAAAACGUGUUUUUGUGGAACACGUGGGGUCAUCAAGAAUGAGCGUGUGUGGGUGAGAUGUGCACACUGAGCUGCAGCUAGCGCUUAGGGUUGGACGGAUGAAACCCACAUUAAGAAUCAAAUCGGGCUCAUGUAGUUUUUACCCAGCCCGUGAUUUGAUUGCAUGCCAUACAAAUAUGCACGGUUGUAAUUUUAUUGCCAUGUAUCGUGUUUGAUUACUUCAAUGCAGAACUUUAUUGCAACAGUAGGAUAAGAAUUUAGCGGACGCAACUUAAAAAUACAAUUCCAGAGGAAUUGGUGUAUCCGAUAGCAACUGAAAUAUCUACGAGAUCUACAAAGCACAGGUAUCAUUAACCCUUAAAUGUGUCUUCAGUGUAAAACCGAUUCGUUGUUUCUCUUUGUGGGGAAUUUGCUUUCUAGAGAUGGUCUUUUCUUCUCCACGUUGAAGUCACACACGAGGAGUUUUUCUUUUUUUUCACCCACGAUAACGUCUGAGUGAGUGAUGGCAGGUGUCUUUCAUGGUGUCUGCAACGUCUUUGGUCGAGGAUGCGUGAUGAGAGUUUUUGGUGGGUUCAUAUGAUAUUAAGAGGGAUGUGUGUGUGUUUAUCCCAAAUUCAAAUGUUUUCUGUUGUGACAAAGGAACUGCUUAUAACUAUGUGAAAAUAAAAAAUGUGAUUAAAAGUUUUUCAAAUACAA
Molecule: messenger RNA, 1742 nt
Organism: Gasterosteus aculeatus aculeatus (three-spined stickleback)
Lineage: Eukaryota; Metazoa; Chordata; Actinopteri; Perciformes; Gasterosteidae
Gene: mad2l2
Product: mitotic arrest deficient 2 like 2
Cellular component (GO): zeta DNA polymerase complex
Source: RefSeq, a predicted model, not a curated record